UUGAGAUGAGUCGGUUCAAUGUGCAGUGCUUGGCUUCGUGAUGAUUUCCUGUUCUACUCUUUCCGCUCAGAUUUUUGUUUUGGGGAAAACAACUUUUCACAAUCCCUUCAUUUGUUUGCAGUUCAGCUCAGUAGCUGUUCCGAUGAAUAACGCGCAAACUUAGGUCUGAGUUCACCGUGAGCGGAGGCAGCGGGAGGCGCUUUGAGGGCAGCCAGUGAAAACAGAAAGUCCCUCCUUUGAGUUUUAAUGAAACUCGUCAAAUUCUAUGUAAUUGGGGCGCUACCUUUUGGAGGAGGCGUCCAGCAUUGUUGGAAGAUUGGACAGGGCGGAAAGAUUAAGCUGUCCACAGACCCGCUGUCGGUGUGUAUUGGGUUCUGCAGAGGUUUUUUUCCCAGACGAAUUGAUAUUUCCAUGUGGAAGGGGUUGGUAGUUUCACAUUAGCAUUGGGUUGCCAAAAUUAAAUCAGAUUUUCAUUUGAACCGUUCACUCUGUGUGUAUGUGUGUGUGUGUAUUUCCCGCCUUCUUCGCCCCUCAUCUGACCUUUGAGUUUUCCAUCGCGUUUCCAGGACCAAUCGCAGCUCUUGGGCGUCUUCAAAAAGGAGUGGGGUCAACGGGACCUUCCAUUCGGCGCGGACUGGCCAGGAGCACGUUCAGAUAGUUAGUGUUUCCACAUUCUCCCUCAGAGCCCUUCCAACACAAGAGACACUGAGGCAGGGCUCAGAGUGAGGGGGCAGCAAAGGGGAGACGUCCCUGGUUUGCAUGUGAACGUUUCGAGAAACGACAUUUCUUGAAAUCCAUUUCCAAAGUUUGCCUCAGGCUGGUCUGGGGAGAAUCGGCGCAACGUGUCUCUUUAUUUUUCCCGCUCCUGGCCACUAGUGAAACACACUGUCACUCCGGAUGUAUUCGGUAGGUUCGAGCCGAGUCUUCGACCCCUAUGUGCAGGUGAUCCAGAACGCCAACAUCACGCAGUACAUCUGGACCAAGUCCUUGCUGCAGCCCCUGUGGGACUACCUGCGCUCCCAGCACCAGGAUGCCCUCCGCUCGCCUCUCUUCCCCGUGGUCAUCUCGGUCUCCACCUAUUUCGCCGUGUGUACCUUCUACAUGAUCCUCGACCUGCUGGCUCCCAGGUGCCCGCUCAUCAGGAGGUACAAGAUCCACCCCGAACAGCAUGUCACUUGGGAAGACAUAUUCAAGACCCUGUGGCACACUGGCUACAACCACCUGAUCUAUGUCUUUCCAGCCGCCGUGGGUCAGUGGUACUGGCGGCCGCCGAUCCCUCUACAGGAGGAGGCACCGCUGGUCUCCGAGUUUCUCAUUGGCAUCCUGGGCUGUACAAUCCUCUUCGACUUCCAGUACUACUUCUGGCAUAUGAUGCACCACAAAGUCCGCUGGCUCUACACCACCUUCCACGCCAUCCACCACGAAUACUAUGCCCCCUUCUCCUGGUCCACUCAGUACCUCUCCGCCUGGGAGUUGGUUAGCGUUGGCUUCUGGACCACCAUCGACCCAAUUAUCUUGCAGUGCCACUGCCUCACCGGGUUCGCCUUCAUGGUCUUCAACAUCUGGAUCUCCGUCGAUGAUCACAGCGGCUACGACUUCCCCUGGGCCCUUCACAAUCUCAUCCCGUUCGGCCUAUGGGGCGGCACGGUCAAACAUGAUGUUCACCACCAGAAGCCUCAGAGCCACUUCGCGCCUUUCUUCUCUCACUGGGACUGGCUCUGUGGGACUCACAGUGAGUGCAAACGCUCGCCCGCCGUCCUGGAGAUGCAAACAAAGAGACGCAAAGCGAGCGAAGACCAAAACUGACAGCCACGACGAAGCUUCACCUCAUCAAGCUGGGAACCCCCAAGGGAAAGCCGGCUGAGCUGGUAGAAAUUAUACCAGUCUUGAGCAAUGUGAACUGUAGGUAUAUUCUAAUGCUCACAGACUCUAGGUUAUAUUUAUUGUAGAGUUUUUUUUAAGAAAAACAAACAUUUUGAAUGUGGCCAAGUGUAAAUAUAUACGAUAUUUAGGAGUCUUCCAUUUUAUUAUUUCAACUAAGCAAAUAUAUCAUAACAAUGUCCGGCUUUAACAAUGUGCCAGAUUUUGGAAUGUUUCGAUGAUCUUUUGUAACAUAAAGUGGAAACAGCCAGAUGAACACUCUGUCUUCCCCAUUCAGUCUGUUUUCCAAAUGUGCGCCCCUUCCACUGAAAGGAAUAAACUGUGUAUCUUUAGAGGGGGCGCGGAAUGCGUCAAUGUAAAUACGUUUUUUUUUGGAAAAUAUUGUAUGUCUUGGAGUUUAAAUAAAAGCGAUCACUUCGUACU
Chiloscyllium plagiosum (whitespotted bambooshark) is the source of this 2304-nucleotide messenger RNA. It is a transcript of the gene ch25hl2, whose product is annotated as cholesterol 25-hydroxylase like 2. NCBI's taxonomy places the organism in Eukaryota, Metazoa, Chordata, Chondrichthyes, Orectolobiformes, Hemiscylliidae. Gene Ontology annotation, molecular function: iron ion binding; oxidoreductase activity. The record is from RefSeq and is a predicted model, not a curated record. Gene Ontology annotation, biological process: lipid biosynthetic process.